AUGAAAGGAUUGGCAAAAUGCUAUGUUUUCAUAGCACUCAUAGUUGGAAGGUAUACCGUGGCUGGUGACAGAUGCGGAAAUCCAGACUGUAGUCCAAUAACGGACAUCAGUAACGGAGUGGCAUUCCAGGAAUGUCCAGAAGUGAGUCUUGGGACGAACUGUGAUGUUAAAGUGCAAUAUGCCAUGACGACGUUGAAAUAUCCGUGGACCGACAAUAUUUGUCAAACUCUUGGUUCGAGGUGGAAAUAUGCCAUUGACAGUCAAGAUAAUGAGAGACACUACCACAUGCUUCAGGUGGCAACGAGUCAUUCUUGGAUCGGCCUUCAAAAGACUAACACCUGGGAGGAGAGUGUUUGGUUAGAUGGUACCCCUUACAGCACUACGUGGAACAGAUGGGAUGGCAGUGACGACAGUAGUACCUGUCUUGAACUGGCUGAAGACGAAUGGCACUCGCAUGGAUGUGGCGAUAGCAAGAAUGUGCUUUGUCAGAAAAUAUUUGGGUGUGACGACACCUUCCCUGCAGAUACUAAUGCGGACAUUGAAAACCCUGGGACUGUAGAAACCUAUUAUAACAAUGUGAAAUACACUUGUCACGAAGGGUUCUUCAUAGGCGGUGAGGUUAACACAACAGCCGAGACAAUACAAUGUAGGAAUAAUGUAUGGGACGAUCAUACUCCUUGUGAAUACCCUCCAUGUAGCGAUCCACCAAACGAUAUCUCAGCAACUAUAUCACUAAGCUCUCCCGCGAAAACAAUUGGUACCAUAGCAACCUACGUGUGUCACAAUGGAUAUUCAAUUGGAGGUGGGGUCAGUAGUACUUUUAAUGAAACGAUGACGUGUCUAGAAGGAGGUGCAUGGAGCAACACACAUACACCCUGUGGUAAAAGGUCAUGUGGAACGCCAGAAUCAUACAAUGGCGCAAGUGUAACGCCCGCAGGGACAUUGUACACCGAUAAAGCUAAUUAUCUGUGUGAUACUGGUUUUAAGACACAAAAUAAUCAAAUGUCUUACACAGUAGAAUGUUUGGCGAAUGCGAUUUGGAAUUACACCGAAAGAUGCAGACUCGUUGAUUGUGGGUCUGCUCUGCUUCAUUUCGCUGCACAUAUCACUUUUCAAAAUGGAACACUUUAUGAAAAUACUAUUGAAUAUACAUGUAACCCUGGUUAUGAGAUGGAUCCUACCACAGGAGAAACUCAAGAUGAAAUAAAGUGUCAAGCCUCUGGAAUUUGGAGCAACCUGACCAGCUCUUGUCAAAAGAAAAACUGUGGUGAACCGAUAGCUGAUGAAAAUGCUCUCUCAAUAGUUAAAGAUGGUACACAUUUUCAAGACAAUGCAAACUAUACGUGUUCUCCUGGCUAUAGAACGGGGGGAACUAUCAGUGAAAUUGUAUAUUGUGAUGAAGGCGGUUCAUGGACACAUCAUACCCCGUGUUUACCUGUUGUGUGUCCCGCUCCACCUACUGAUCAAAAUGCAGAGGUGGAUGUAAACGGGCUCAACUACAAUGAAACGACUGUGUACACUUGCCACGUGGGUCACUAUCUAGAUGGACUCAUAGAUUUCCCCUCUGAGUUAAUAAGGUGUUCUGAAGAUGCUCAAUGGACCCCAAAUCAUGCUCCAUGUAUGCCAGUCUCUUGUGGAAACCCUGAUGAUGAUCCCAAUGCAGUAGAAGUAGUAAAUGGUACACUAUAUAAUGAUACCAUGUCUUACGAAUGUAAUAAUGGAUAUGUCUUGUCGGAUUCUACUGAUAUGGUCAACAGAAUUAUAACUUGCCUCAGUAAUGGCAUCUGGGAGAGUCAUGCUUUAUGUACUCCGAUUGAUUGUGGGAACCCGCCAGUCGACAUUAAUGCAUUCGUAAGCAUAUCUGGUACAGUAUAUGAAGACACGGUACGAUAUGAUUGUAGUACUGGUUACAGACUUGGGUCAUCGACUCCCAGUUCAGCAACGUAUGAUGUUAUCCAUUGUCUCUCAAAUGGGCAUUGGAGUGACCAUUCCCCUUGUAGUCGAGUACCGUGUGGCUCCCUUCCAAUUGAUCAGGAUGCAACAGUGAUUGCUGGCAAUAUGUCACAUUUAGACGGGAGUAAUAUUUCAAAUCUGUUUAAUGAUAGGGUAAUAUUCAUAUGUAAUUCAGGAUAUGUUAUAAAUGGUACAACAUUGACUAAUGAGACAGUAUAUUGCACUGACACUGGUAACUGGAGUGAACAUACCAGUUGUGUUAGACGCUUGUGUGGCCCGCCACAAAUUGACAAUAAUGCAUUAAUGCUGACAACCGACCAUUCGUAUUCAUACGAAUCGACGGCUUUUUACACUUGCCACAUAGGAUAUUGGAUGAACGGAACUACAAGUGAUACUAUCACCUGUCAAGCCGAUGGGACAUGGGAAGAUCGGUCUCGAUGCAUCAUAAUAUCUUGUUCUGAUCCACCCAUUGAUAAGAACGCCAAUACAACCAAAAGAAUAACACAUUUGCACAAUGACCCAAUGAACUCUUAUGCAAACCUAACCCAAGGUGAAACAUUUCUGUAUAAUGACACUGUAUUAUACUCCUGUCGAGACGGGUAUACAAUUAGUGGUCGGAAUUCCACAUCAGAAACAAUACACUGUGGACACGGAGGCAAAUGGAGUGCGCAUAGUCGGUGUGUUAAACCUACACCAAGUUGCUACUGUGGGCCUCUCUCUAAAGAUCUAAAUGCUGAACAAGUUGAUCCAAGAACCAAUUAUGCAUGCAUGGAUGAAGUGUUGUUCAGGUGUAAAGAUGGUUUUCACAUAUAUGAAAACGAGACGAGUAGAACAUAUGAGUCUGUCCUAUGUUUACCGAACGCUACCUGGUCACAGAGAACGUAUUGUAAAAGUAUAUCAGGUGAUUCAUGGGUUCGAGCCAAGAAGAUAACGUUCCCUUCCGAAGAGGCGGCUGGAGCAGUUGUCAUUGGCUCAGUGGGAUUGAUAAUCUUAUUAACUGUGCUUACCAUUGUCGUAUUAUCAGACCUCCAAAGAAUAUGUUCACAUGUGAAAAAUAUCAUGAUAAAAAAUGUGCGAGCUUGGACACGUAAACCAAGCGCCCAUUUUAAAUAUAAGCGUACAACUGAGACUUGAAAAUUUCGAAAAUUAAAGUGUUUCCGAUUUGUUUAAAAUUGAUACAUGGUAAUGUACAAUAUCUUGGGAGGUAGAACUAAAAUUCGUUAAACAAUGAUUGAAGUAUGGCAUCCCUUUAUUUGAAAAAGUCAAUAUGUUAUGUACGUUUCUAGAUUGUAUUUAGACUUAGGGUACUAUUUCGUGAUUAAGGAUAUAGCAAAUCGGAUAAUAUACCAACUUUUUUUUUAUUUUUAUAUGGUUUUUUAAUGACUCUACAUAUGAAUCAUUUUCUCAAUGCCUUUUAUAUUUUUAAACCAAACGUUUGUUUUCAUGUAACAUAAAAUGAAACUUUUCCUUUUUUUGAACUUUAAAAAUCACUGGUACUCACCUAGUUACGCCGACGAUACGUCAGCGUAACAAGAUGGAAGAACUUCCGGCGUUCGUUUUCGGUAAGAUAUUUUUAUUUCUCGAUUCUACACCACUUAUAAGUCAAGUUGUGGACAAUAAUUAAAUUUGGCUCAAAGUUAAGGAAGAUAGUCUAGUUGGAGAAUAUGCAGGCGGUUCUAUGUUUGGUAUAUGAACGAAGACCCAAUUUACAUUUUUAGUCCCUCGCUUUUGUUACGUUGACGAUAUUCAUUUAUUACCACUGUCUGAGCUUUCAGUUGCAGAGGUUUGCUCCUUGUGUUUAUUCAUUCAUGAAUAUUGCCA
Molecule: messenger RNA, 3774 nt
Organism: Owenia fusiformis
Lineage: Eukaryota; Metazoa; Annelida; Polychaeta; Sabellida; Oweniidae
Source: the annotation of a GenBank genome assembly